Messenger RNA from Xyrichtys novacula (pearly razorfish), 13534 nucleotides. The record is from the annotation of a GenBank genome assembly. NCBI's taxonomy places the organism in Eukaryota, Metazoa, Chordata, Actinopteri, Labriformes, Labridae.
GGCGACCAGCUUGCAGCUCCGACAAGACACCACAAGGCUACCAGCAACGGUAGAAAAUAAUGGUCACUUAACUUUAGCUAGCAAGGUGACAUGCAGUUUACCCCCGAAACGAGAAGAUGAAAAGGAACAGAUCCUCUGAUGUCACUGGAAGAUAUAGACUGAUCGGGUCAUCAGGGGUCACACAUGACUUUGUUGGUAUAAACACUCAACCUGCACAUGCGCGAGAAGGAUUCAUUCAGUGCUUAAAGCACCGCCUCUGGUGGUCAGUAAGAAUGAAAUAGAAUUCAACUACUUAUUCACUUUGUUUUCAAUCUUGUCAUCAAGCUUGUCUCAGUCAAAACAGACUUUUAUAUUACAAGUCCUGGAGCUGUGGCAUUUGUCAUAAAUCCACUCACUGGAUGAAUAAUCCAUUUAUCUAUCUAAUUAUUCUGGCAUGAUUUAUUCAUGUGGUAUUGUUUUUUUUUUUUCCUUUUUUUUUUUGUAUUUGUUUUUUAUGUAUCUGUUACAUUUUUAGUGUUCAGUUCCCCUAAUUUAAUUUGACUUGCUGUGUUUUACCUCGUUAGUGAUUGUCUGCACCUGUGUCUUUUUGUCUCACCUGUGUCUCAUUGCUUGUUAUCCUUGGCUGUUUCCGAAAUGGACACCCCUAUAUAGGCGACUAUAUGGGGAUUAUAUGCGCCGACAACAAUGCGCCAUGUAGUUUCGAAACCUCUGGUGACUGAGUUCACUACAUAGUCAGCUAUAUAGUGAAACCCCAUAUGGGGAUUAAGGGUUAGGAAUUGAGUGAUUCAUUUCGGACACAGCCCUUGUCUUCCUCUCCUCUUAGUUGGUUCAUUGUCGAUGUUGUUGAAUUUGCAGUGCCUUUAAAACCCAACCUCUUGUUCUUGUGUUUUCACAGUGCCUUUUGAUUUCUUUGGAUGGUUUGCUCCUGAUGUUUUUGCUUUUUUGGAUUUCUUGGACAUUUUAUAUCUAAGUUUUUGUUGGACUUUCUUCUUUUGUUUUUGUUUAAUCGUAACGUAUUCAUGUACACAUCUUUCUAUUUAUCUAGGUGUAUUUGAAUAAAUGCAAACAUCACCAGCCCACAGUCACACUAUUUGCUCUACAGUUCAGUUUGAAGAGAAUUGAACUCUUGUGCAUGCCUUGUGAUGUAACACGCACCUCUUUAUCUCAUUUGCACAGCUGGCACAAAAGACUCUUACUCCCUUUGUUGGUCAGGCCCUGUGAAUUUAUUUUUAUACUGUCACAACAAAAGGACUCUGUCAUGGCUCAGGUGUAGUCAUUACCUAAAAGGUGUACACACUCCUGUCAUGCCUUUGGGGGAUUAUUAAAAUGUCUUUGUAGUGGGGUAAAUAAUCAGCCUUUAAACAGCUUCAGUUUUUCAUCCAUGUUCAUCAAUUUUCCUAAUACUUAAUUCUUUUUUUUUGUUUCAAUCACAAUAUGAAACACAAUCACUUUGAACUCAUGAUUUUAAUAGUUACGGUCAAACAACCAUUAAAGUAUUGGUGGCUUUUUCUCCUCCUCCUCCUCCUCAGUCAUUAGUUGUGCUUUGCUGAGAAGUGUGACCACCCUUUUGCUGCCAAUCUUAUCUGUUGUUUUUGGCUGAUCAAUUUGACAAUUAAACACCAUGAAAAACUGCACACAGUCUGGUUGUUAAGAGAGGUGCAAGAAGGCAGAAAAAGGUUUGAUUGAUUGACUUGCUCGACGUUACUUGGCUUAUGUUUUUGGUGUAACAUGAAUCAAAAUAAUCAGAAAGUCAUCUCUCAUUUACCCUAAGAGGAAGGUGAAAAUGCAGGUGUCAGUAUUUACACAGAAAAAUUCAGCUUUUUUAACAGAUUGGACUCCUGUAGCGUCUCUGUUUUUGCUCUGUCUCUCAACAUGCAGGAGACACACAGGAGACUCUAUGAAAUGCGUUGAGACAGAUGCUGCAUUUACAAAUGUCACAUUAUAAUACUCAUCUUUAUUUAGUAUUAAAGUCUACAGACACACCAACACGAUACUGCAUUAGUGGAUGCACAGCUGUUAUACUGCAUCCAUAAUGGACACAAUUCUGUUUCUAAGUGCAUUCUUAAAGGACCUGAUCAUAUUAAACUUCCUGAGCACAAUAUUGUGAGAGGGCAUGACAAAAGCCUGCAGUCUGCCUUAAUUUCAGAUGCUCAUCCUUCUAGUUCCUGUAACUCCUUUUCCCUCUCUUUCAGACAUGAUUUCAAAGUUGUUAAAAGAGUACUCUGAACUGUAGAGAAACAUUAAACUUCAGUCUUAGAGAGGAUCAAAACCUCUUUGAACUGCAGUUUUUUAAUCUUUUUAAUCAUUUUGAAAUACAAGAAAAAAAGAAAUGAGGCAAAGCUUUUACCUUUUGGGACUGUCAGACUCGGCCUGGUUGAGUUCCCUGCUUCAGCGUCUGAUGUUUGUCCUCUGCUUCCAAAUUGUAUAUAUGCUGAGUGAUAACAUCUAAGAGUGAUAACAUCUAAAAGUGAUAAUAAUCUGUUCUGCUCCUCUAAAGGAGGGAAAAUAACACCAGUAUAUGCAAUAUAAUAUAUGAACAGUAGUGUGUGAGUACAGUAGUGUCUGCCACCAGAACAGUGGCAGUGGGAUGAAAAAAAUCUGUUUUAUUUUAACUAUAAUAUGGUGCUCCGAAGUGAGACUGUGUGGGGAAGUAUCUCAAAAAAGUGAACCCUGCUUUUUUAACAUCAAAUGUGAUAUAAAGCUGCAAAUGCCUCAGAGAGCUGUGUCACAGAUUUUGUUUCAGACUGUUCAAAAUUGAGAAAUUUUUACUUUAAAGACUUCAUGAAUAAAGUCAUAAUUUUACAAGAUUAAAGUCAUCGUACUCCAGCCUGUUGAGCAAUAUUCUUGUCGGUGACAACUUCUGGUUAACCAAAACAAAUGUACAGGCCAUUUUUUAAACUUUGUGUCUCAUGCUAUUUUCUAUUUUCUUUUUUUAUAAAUGAAAAUUGAAAAUUUGUUAUUUGACUUUCUCUCACUUGUUCCAGACAACAACAAAAACCAAACUGUAUUUCAAUUUCUGUGUUUUUAUCAUUAAAGAAAAAUCAAAGAAUCAGUCAUUUUUCUAUUUUUAAUAUCUGUUUCCAAACAUUAUAUCACAUUACCAAAAGAGACAAAGGCUGUCUGAUAAUCAGUUUCAAGUCACUCUCUAGUUUUCUUCUUUAAAGGUAGAUUUUUCUCUGUCAUUUGACUCUGGUACUCUUGUUAGUUUUAGUUCAGUUUGACUCACUGCAGCAUCAGUUGCUGUAUUUACAAGCAACAAUGUCCUCGAUAUGAUUGAAAAUAAUUAUAUUGAGUGAAUCGGAUGCAACCUGUAUACAUGAACUUAAAAUGAAGUGAUCCAAGUUUCGUCCAUGUUUACAUGAGCCCAGCUGAAUCUGAUUGAUUAGCUCCUACAACUUGUGCAAAAAGUGUCUCCAUCUUCAAAGGAGUGCUUGAAGAAGAGGUGCGCUUCUGUUUUACGGCUUCCUGUUUGCAUCUAGAAAAUGGAUCAAUGUCAUGUUUUAUUGUGUUUUUUUAAUGUUGUUUCGUGACCAUACAUACUUGGGCUCUUGUGCAGAACAAAUAAUACCGUCUAUCAACCGAAUACCAUCCAGUCAGCUGUUUAUAUGUGGCAUCAAAGUGUUUACAUGACGCAUUUUCAAUCUGAUUGAAAUCCUACUUUAAACAAUUGUAAGUAGGAUUUUAUGACCCAUGUAAACGCAGCUAGUGAGUGAUAUUCAGUGUGCAGCUAGCACAGAUUGUAUGUAAAAUGGACAUCAUAUGCCUCCUGGUACAAAUUUAUCUGGUACAAAUUUUUCUCAGACUUGGAUGCUGUCGUAAUACGUUGUCAUUGUUAAGCUGAUUUGUGUUCAAGUCUUUUUUCUGAAAAAGUUUCACCACAUUUUGAUAUGACUGACAGCUGCCGUUCUUCCACAAUAGGAACAGUGCAAGGAGUGGAAACAGAAGAGGAGGGUUUUUUUCUUAAUUGUUGUCUGUUAUCAAACUGAUAAAAUGAGUUUUUCUGCAGUAAAAUGCUCCAACUGACCCACGGGACUCAGAGGAUAUUUGUGGAUUGUUGGUAAAUCAAUGGUGUGUUUUGUCUGUUGAUUUGUAUGUGUGACUGUUAACUAGCUUUGCUGGAUACGGCAAGGGGGAGCCAGGACGCUUGGUCAGAUGGGGGAGUCAACAUUGAGCCCCCCCACCCCUGAGAUUUGGUACCAAGCCCCAGAGUUGAACAAAGAGCAAACUGACCUGAGAGAUAAGAUGACAGGGCGAAAAUGAGCACCUGUCCACCCCGACACCGACUAGUGAGGAUUCGUGAAGUACCUCCAUAGCCAAUGUGAAUGCAGUGAUAAUAAAAACAUCAAUAGUGAUGAAACGUUUGAAUAUGAGAGCAGUGAAACAAGUUUGAACAGAAUAAAAAGAUACUGAAAGGCAAUAUCAGGACCUAAAUGAAAUAAAUACAAUAACUGAAACAAAAACAUAGAUUAAUAGAUAGGCAAACUAAAUAUAUAGGUAAAUAUAUCAAUCAAUAAAAUACAUAAAAUAAUAAAGAUAAAACAUAAAAUAAAACAUAAAACAAGGUGUUUGAAAUUAACAUGAUGGGAUAAAAUAGAAUGAAGUGAGAAUUGUACAGUGAAGAAGACAGGAGUUUAAGAAGUGACUUAAAAGCCUGAUUAUAACUUAGUUUGCGUGCCUUUUCAUCUGAGGCUGAUCCAGUCCACAUCAGAUCACAUUCAUGCCUGAUGAUGGCCUCACACUCGAGUCCUGGCAGCUACAGAACUGCUAGAACAGCUCAGAACAGCACUAUAUGGCUAAUAAGUGACUAAUUACAGCUUGAUUUUCAUAAGAUAAUGAUUAUAAUCUUUUAACCUAAUCCCUUCAUUGUCAUGGGAAAAAUGAUUUAUUUUUUUCAUUUAUUUUAGCAUAAGGUCUUAAAAAGAUUCUAAAUCUGACCUGAAGAAUCUUUGGAGAAUCCUGCAAUGCUCCUAAAUUUAUUUCUUUGUCUCGCUCACGCUUAUCGGUGUGAACCCCACAAGACCACCAGGGGGUGCUAGAUACUCCCACAUCAUCAGAGGAUUUUUUUUUAUUAUUUAGCUUCACACAACUUUUUCACUUUUUGUUGUUUCUGUAAGAAUUUUUAAGGAUGACGUUGAUAGCAUCAAAUUUAAAAUGAGCAUUUAUCUUUUAGGAAAUAAAAUGUAGUUUCAUUAUUUAAAAAUCAGUAAAGGUUUUAUACAAUAUGAAACCAUCAUCAUCUGUUUCACCAGCAUUUCACACAGCGCCCCAACCUUUUUGGAGUUGUAGUCAUGAAUGUUUUUCAGAGGUGAUUUAAACUGAAGAUCUGCUGUUACCACCUGUGGUUGUUGUUUCUGUGUCAUUCCUCUUCAUCUUGCAACACUUCAUAGCGUUCAAAAGCUUGGAUACAGCCCCUUUCCAAAUGAAAACACACAGAACCAAGUCUGAAAGUGGACUUAACCUUAAAAAGAUGUGAAUCACAAUGAAGUUUACAUCAAUGUUAAGUGACAAAAUCAAAAAAGGAAAGAACAGUAGGAUAUACGGGAGAAGCACCAAGACUAAAAUGACCAUAACUCUUAUUUUUUCAUCAAGAGGGAUUGAGACAGAAUGAAAGAGGGCCCUGGAAGUCUGGACCAGACAGAAUAUGAGCACCGGGAUGACCAGGAAGAAGGGAACAAUAUCAGUGUUAGAUAGGAAAUACACAAUAGAAACAAUCCAGACCACAGCGCAGACCACAACAGAGGACUUGAUGCUUCUUCUGAUGCGAUACCACAGAGGAUGGACUAUGGCCAUGUACCUGUAAAUAAUUGAAGACAAGUAAAAUAACAAUGAUUACAAAAGAAAAAAUCAAACUAAAACAUGUUUUAUUCUGAAGCACUUAAAAAAGAAAUGCAAAGUACUGUAUCCAGAGCAAAGCAAAGACAGACAUGGGUCACACAGACAGUAGAAAGAAUUUGAAUGUGGAUGUGGAACAACUUGAUAAUUAAUCAUCAGAAAAUAGAGCCCCAUAAAGCAACGACAACAGCAGGAAAGCUGAGAAAAGUCUGUGUUAAUGACAUAUUUAAACAGGGCACCAGCUCAGUAAACUUUACCCUCUAAACCUGUAAAGGUCUGGGACUGUAAAGAUACACACACUGGGUCUCAUUCAUAAAGUGUAAGUAAAUCGAUGUGUAGAUUUGCACAAAAAAGUUUUACCUACACCUACUAAAAACCAGCAUCAAAAAACUCAAAUUUGAUCAUAGAUCAUGAAUGUGUAAAGUGGCCACACUUCCACCAGUUAACAAACAGCUCAGAUCCCUGCUCAUAAAUAAGAUUAUCUGGGAGGUGAGGAUAUGCAGUAAAAAACUGUAUGGUUCAUUCUAAGCCAGCUCCUGUGAUGUGUGUGGGUCAUUAUCCACAACUUCUUACCUUUCUACAGAGAGAGACACCGUGAAGCCAAUACUGGCCAGCAUAGCAACGAAAUAAACUUCGAAGCUAUAGGCCCAGCGCGUUGAUGGUACCUCAGCUAUGAACGUGCAGCAGAGUUGAAUAAGGUCAGCAAUGAUAAGGUUGAUGACGUAGAUCGCAGCAACAGGAUCACUUCGCACCUGCAGGAAAACAGUUUUCAGAUUCAAUCAGUGGUUUUAGAGAUAUUCUGUACUCCACCUUCUACCAAAUAUGUGGUGUUCAUUUGUCCAACUGCUCCAUUUAACUGUGACAAGGAAAUACCAGAUUACUCGCCAGUCACUGUGGUCAGCUGUAACCAGAAUAUUUAAUAGACACAGGCCAACAUGAGGAGUACAUGAAUACAUUUGAGUAAUAUUGUACUGACUGUGAAAUACGCAGAGUAGAUGGCCAUGAGGGUCAACAGCAUGCCGAUGGAGAAGAUGAUGUAUGUCACCACUGUCAACACAGAGCCACUGUCUUCAGUAAGGGUAUCAGUCAUGUUGUCAUUCUGACUGACAUUUUGGUUGGUAUAGUUUCCAUAGAAAUCCUCCAUUCUUCAGUCUGUUGUUUGAGGGAUCACUGGUAAAAAUGGGAAAAGAAAUCCUCCUCAUUACAAAUCAUUCAUCAUAUCUUGAAGCUGUACAGUCAACGAACAUUUCAUCUUACUUUAACGGGUAAAAGAAAGCUUUUUUUUUUUUUUUUUUUUGAGACUGUUUUUUAAAUGUAGGAAUGAUGAAUGUGUGAUGGUUAGGAAAGUCAUUUGUUUCCAUUGCCAGGAGGCUUGACAACACUAUGGUGAAACACAGCAGCGCAUCACUUUUUAGUACAAAAUACUGAGCGCAGAGACUUCAACUAUUUAUUCACUUUGUUUUUAAUCUUGUCAUCAAGCUUGUCUCAGUUUUGGACCAGUCAGAACAGACCUUUAUAUUUCAAGUCCUGGAGCUGUGGAAUUUAUCAUAAAUCCACUCACUGGAUGAAUAUUCCAUUGAUCUAUCUAAUUAUUCUCUCAUGAUUUAUUUACUCUUGUGGUUUUGUUUUUGUUGUUUUUCCCCUCUUUUUUAUUUUCUGUUACAUUUUUGGUGUGCAGUUCCCCUAAUUUAAUUUGACUUGCUGUGUUUUCCCUCGUUCGUGAUUGUCUGCACCUAUGUCUUUUUGUCUCACCUGUGUCUCAUUGCUUGUUACCCUGUGUGUUUUUGUAUAGGCCUUGUCUUCCUCUACUCUUGGUUGGUUCAUUGUCGAUGUUGUUAAAUUUGCAAUGCCUUUUAAACCCAACCUCUUGUUCUUGUGUUUUCACAGUGCCUUUCUGUUUCUUAGGAUGGUUUUCUCCUGGUGUUUUUUUUUUUUUUUUUUAUUUCUUGGACAUUUUAUAACUAAAUUUUUGUUGGACUUUCUCCUUUUGUUUUUGUUUAUUCAUAACGUAUUCAUCUACACAUCUUUCUAUUUAUCUGGGUGUAUUUGAAUAAAUGCAAACAUCACCAGCCCACAGUCACACUUUUUGCUCUACAGCUCAGUUUGAAGAGAACUGAACUCUUGUGCAUGCUUUGUGAUGUAACCCGCACCUCUUUAUCUCAUUUGCACAGCGGGCACAAAAGACUCUUGUUCCCUUUGUGGGUCAGGCCCUGUGAAUUUAUUUUUAUACUGUCACAACAAAAGGACUCUGUCAUGGCUCAGAUGUAGUCAUUACCUGAAAGGUGUACACAUCGCUGUUAAUGCCUUUGGGGGAUUAUUAAAAUGUCUUUGUCGUCAUAAAGUUGGAAGUAAAUAAUCUAAACAGCUUCAGUUUUUUCCUCCAUGUUCAUCAAUUUUACCAAUACUUAAUUAAGUCUUUUCGUGUCAAUCAAAAUAUGCAACACAAUCACUUUGGACUCAUGAUUUUCAUAGCUACAGUCAAACAAUCGUUAAUUUAACAGCAGCUUUUUCCUCUCCUCCUCCUCAGUCAGCUGCUGGGCUUUGCCAAGAAGUGUGAUGACACUCUUAUAUCUUACACUUACACUCCUGCCAAUCUUAUCUGUUUUCAGUUGAUCAAUUCGACUAUUUAACAUAAUGAAAAACUGCACACAGUCUGGUUGUUAAGUGAUGUGCAAGAAAGCAAAAAGGUUCGACUCAGUGAGUUGCUCUGACAUGGACCCUGUCUUUUCACUGUGUCUCUCAACGUGCAGAAUACACACAGGAAGAAAUCUGUUCAUGUUCUGAUUUAGAUUAUAUCUGCUGAAUUAUUCCCACAUUAGAAACCAUCAGUGUCUUUCCAAAUUUAAGACAGAUGCUGCAUUUACAAAUGUCACAUUACAAUACUCAUCUUUAUUUAAUAUUAAAGUCUACAGACACACCAACAUGAUACUGCAUUAGUGGAUGCACAGCUGUUAUACUGCAUUCAUAAUGGACACAAUUCUGUUUCUAAGUGCAUUCUUAAAGGACCUGAUCAUAUUAAACUUCCUGAGCACAAUAUUGUGAGAGGGCAUGACAAAAGCCUGCAGUCUGCCUUAAUUUCAGAUGCUCAUCCUUCUAGUUCCUGUAACUCCUUAACCCUCUCUUUCAGACAUGGUUUCAAAGUUGUUAAAAGAGUACUCUGAACUGUAGAGAAACAUUAAACUUCAUGUUCAGUCUUAGAGAGGAUCAAAACCUCUGUGAACUGCAGUUUUUUAAUCUUUUUAAUCAUUUUGAAAUACAAGAAAAAAAGAAAUGAGGCAAAGCUUUUACCUUUUGGGGCUGUCAGACUCGGCCUGGUUGAGUUCCCUGCCUCAGAAUGUGAUGUUAUGUCAACUGCAUCCAAACAAUGCACGGUAUAUAUGCUGAGUGAUAACAUCUAAGAGUGAUAAUAAUCUACUCUGCUCCUCUAAAGGACAGAAAAUAACACCAUUAUAUCCAAUACAUAUACUUGGACUAUAAUAUGGUGCUCCUAAGUGUGACUGUGUGGAGAAAGUUCUCAUAAAAUGCACACUGCUUUUUAAACACUGAUGGGAAGCUGCAAAUGCAUUUAGUACACAGUCACAAAAUUAUAGCUACAUUUUUGUUUUUACGUAGUGUAAAGGGUAGACUGCAUCGCAGGUGUUUACAAAGUUCUGAGCCUGGCCCAGUCCUUGCUUGUUAAUAUCUGAGCCUUUGGGAGAUUCUCCUUUUAUACCCAAUCACAACACUCACCUGUUUCCAAUUAACUGUUCACCUGUGGGAUGAUCCAAACAGGUGUGUUUUAGUGUUCUACACUUUUUCCAGUCUUUCUUUGACCAUCCCCAACUUUUUUGGACCAUGUUGCAAGAAUCAAAUUCAAAAUGAGUGAAUAUUUGCUGAAAAACAAACAAAAAAUGACGUUUAUAAGUAGCCUACUCAGCUGUACUUAUAAAGUACUCUGUGCUUCUACUUGAGUACAUAAACAGAGUGGUGGUUUUAUCUCUACUCACAUACAGGUCAUUACAUAUUCUGAUACUCUUUUCACCCCUGAUAAUAUUCUUGUUGUAUCUUAAAACUGUCUGUUAAAGUGUUAAUGCAGGUAAGAUAUGUGGAGUAACACCAUAGACUACACGGGUAAAACAAUAUAUCUUACUGCGAGUAGUUAGUACCGCCUAUGGGUAAAACCACAGAGGAUAUUUGAGGUCAGAGCUUACUAUUGGUCCAAAGCGCUCUCCAUCAACCAAUGAUAUGAUUUUAAAUGAAACUAAUCCGCAUGACAGGGAAGUUCGGUAACCUUGCAAAAACUGAGCUGUCAACCUGUGGCUAAGGGUGUGUUUUCUGUCAGCUACAUCGUCGUCUUUAUCUUUAUUAGAAGUCUUGACUCCGCUGCAGAAAGAGGAAGAGUUCAUUUGAGAACAUGUUACUGCCAGCUGCCCUAGCUUGUGGCGCUGUGGUGUUUCCGGGACUUUUCUACAGCUUCAGGAAAGUCCUGAGACAGACUUUCACAAACUGGACUGAUGCCGACGUUGUGUCCGUCAGUGAAAGGUUAGCAGCACCCACACAAACAGCACGAUUCACGUUAGGAACCCCCGGUUUGCGAUCUAUGAGGGCGGACUUCCCCCCGCGUCACCUCGCCUUCGACGGGUCCGACCAUUCACUGAACUCCCUUUAGAAACAGAUCAGUUUAAUCUCAACUACUUUAUAAGUCGAUGAAGAUGCGAUUUGGAGACAGUCUGAUGAAAUAUAUCAUUUGAUAUACAAUUUUUGUAAGAUCGGCAUUGAUUUAAUCUAGCAAGGGCAAUCUUGAAUGAAGUUAUUGAUUGUUAUGAUCAUUCUGUUACCAGGGGCUCACUCAGACAUUUCUUUUACUGGGGUGGCCCAUGUGAAAAGUAGGAUGAGGGCCCGACAUUUGACUUGAGUUAGUGAAAUAUUACAAUUUUGUAUCAUUUAUGCACAAUACAACUCGAAGACAAUUGGUGAAAUUUAUGAAAAAUUUCUGACAGUGUCUUUCUACUUUUGUAUAAUAGCAUGAUUGAUACAUUUGCCACUUUACAAUGAACGAACUCUGUAUUUCUUUUCUUAAGAAAAAAAAAGCAAUAUCGUUUCAUGAUAAUUAAAGAGGACUGUCUCUUUUUCCUAUCUGUGCUUUUCCAGGCUUGUUUCUGCCAUUCAUGCAUCUUUGGCCACUGCAGCUGGAGUGAGGGUGGUGGCGGCCUGUAGGGACGUCAUGACCGACAAGUAAGUUUAGUAUCUUUAACCUAAACGAACAUAAGCUGUCACUGAAUUGACCAUUUCUCUCUCACUGCGUGCAGUCACUGGCUCACCAAUGGCUUCGCUUUGUUCGGAGCUCCUUACAUGGCCCAAGACAUCUACGCCAUGUAUCUGAGCCACUAUCACACUCAGAGGGUCAAAGGUCAAUCCAGCAGCCACUCUUUUCACACAGUGAAGGCCUUCCUCAAGAGGGACUGGAUGCUGGUGCUCCAUCACCUUGCACUGCUUCUCAUUUUCAUGCCCGUCACUCUGGUAAGAAUCACUGUAAAUGCUUCUGAUUCCAGUGUUGUCAUUUAAAGCCUUUGGUUCUCUAAGGCUUUAAAUCAGCUCCUCUUUAAGGCCUGGAGACCCUGAAAGCAGCAGAUAAUGAUCAUAGUCUAAAAAGCAGGAUCAAGACCUACUUUUAGUGUUUGAUAUUUGCUGCAUUGAUACAAUGAAUUUGCCUCGAAGUCUGGUAUUUUGAUUUGUCUAAUUGAACACAUUUAGUUGCAUGUUUUUAAACUCUUAUUUUGAUCAACAUAUCUGCCCUUAUAUUUCAUUUAAUGUCAUCUUGUAAUUCAGUUGUAUUCUCAACUGUUUUUUUCUCUAAUUAUCUCUGUUUUUUAACUUAUAUUAUAUAAAAUCUUUGAAGCUUUAUUUCAUUUUUAAAAAUUUCAACUUUUAAUUAUAUCCACUUUAUUUUACCAUCAUAAUUAUGUUUGACCUGUUAGGAUGGAUUUGAUUAAGAUUUACUUUUUCAGCUGUUCAUUGACAACUUUCCUUUUACUGAUCUUCAGUUCUUCAGAAGAGGACUGGGUGAUUUCUUCAUCGGCUGCUUCUUCAUCACAGAGUUCAGCACUCCUUUUGUCUCCAUAGGAAAAAUUCUCAUUCAGGUAAGGCAGCUGGAAAACAUCGGGGUAGUGAUUGAGCAUCCUGAUUCGUCAUGAUUAUUUUAUUCUCAGUUGACCUUUUGCACCGUUUGCAUCAACUAUGGAGGAGAGCAAAGCUCAUGAACUCCUUUUUUUUCUAUCUUCUGAUCACCAGCUGGGCCUCGAUGACACCCGGCUGCAUAGAAUCAACGGCAUCAUUGUCCUCCUGAGUUUUUUCACCUGUCGGAUCCUCCUCUUUCCCUUCAUGUACUUGAUGUACGGGCGGCAGUUUGGGAUCCCCCUUCACAAAGUGGCUUUUCAUCUGCCGCUGCAUUGUAACAUGGGUAACCUGCUGAUCCUGGCUCCUCAGAUCUACUGGUUCAUUCUGUUAUUGAAGAAAGCUAACAGACUGUAUCUACGACAGAAAAGAGGGAAAGGAGAGGGAGGCAAAGACAGGCCAAAGAUGGACUAAACUGUAGCCUGUUUCUGUGAUGACUUUCCUUGCACUAAAACUGAAGAUAUACAGAAGAUAAAGGCCACUCCUUAGCUAGGGGAAAGGUUAACAAAGCUGCUUUUACAUAUGCACAAAACUCGCACAAACUUCCUGAAAAUGAUCAAGGUGAGCCAAAAAUCUUCAGUCUGACUUGACUUAGAUUUGGAUGGAUGGAAGAGCACAGGAGAAACAGGUUGAAGGACAAAUACUCUGAGACAAGAACAGUGAAGAUGAUUGCACAUUUAGCUUUGAUAUGUAUGUAGAACUGUCAUCAUAAUGACGGCCUCUGUUUCUUCGAUCUCUAACAUUACACUGUCAUGUCUUGCCUCCUGAGACUUGACUCAUCCCGAGCCCAUCAUCCCCCUCAUCAGAGAGAGAAAGUUUAUGCUGUGAAAGGCUGAGAACAAGCAGUUAUAGAAGUCUUUUCCUUGUGCUUUUUAUGCCUUGGCCCAGGCUCAGGUUAACCUUCAGCCUUUGGCUCCUUCACUUCAUGUCACGCCUUGUUCCCCUGUUUCCUACUUCCCUGUCCUCUCCAAAUGAAGGCAGAAAAUCAAAGGCAAUGUUAAGGAUUACACAUGUGAAAGAGGUUUACAAAUCAAAAGUGAAGAGUAGGUGGAUUAUGGAAGGACAAUAAUAUCAGUAAAUUCUGAAUUUCAGGUAAGGGGUUCAGAAAGACUGUGGCAUUGUCUGUUACACUAUUGACCAAAAUACCUCAGUCGGUGUAAUUUAUGAAAGAAAAUUUGCACUAUUUUGGAAUAAGCCAAAACAAAUAUUUUUACCUUUUGUCUGAGUUAUAAAGCACGUCUUCUAUUCUGGUCAACUUCUGCUGAAUUUUGCUGCCAACACCGAAUUUCCCCUCAAAAGUUUGCAUAAUUUUUGUUUGUUCGACUUUUUAAAUUUCUCCUCAAAAUCUCAGAUUUCCUGUUGAUUUCUCCAAACCACACUGUGUCGCCUAAGUUGUGUUUGUUGCACUACAUUGUUUUUCUACUUUGAGGGAUUUUGAUUGUUUUAUUCAGUUCGUUAAUCUGUGGCAGAAUUAUUGUAAAUGUUCAAUGUCCUGCUUUGUUUUUGCUGUGCAUAUUUUUACAGAAAUAAAACUAUAAGUUCUAUCAAA